AUGACACCUCCCAAGAUUGAAGAACUUCCAGACGAAGAACCAAACGUAGUAGGGCCACCUAAGAAGAACCCGUUUGCAUUGCGCCCUAAAAAGACAACUAUUCAAAGAUCUGUUGAUGAGGUGUACCCAUUACGAAAAGGUCUCAAUAAACCUGAGAUCAAGAGCACCAAACCAAUCGAUUUGUUAUUUGAAAAAUUGGAGAAUAUGUUAGACUUGGACUAUGAUCAAUUGACUAUAGAUGUUUUGUACGAACGUUUGUUUAAAGAUAAACCAGAGCCUGAUAGUUUAACAAAACGGUAUGAAGUUACUGAGCAAUUGUUGGAUUAUUUGCUUGAGAUACAGCAAUUGUCUAUGAAUUCCAUUAAACACGACGAUAAAAAUCUUAUGGCUAUUUCGUUGCACGACCUCAAGACAUUUAGCAAGUUACUCAACGUCAUCAUCAUACAUGGCGUGUACCCCCCUUUGAAUAUACUCCGCAUAGGCAUACAAUUUGAGAAAAGGCAACUAAAGAAUUUUUCAAACAACAAGAAUUUGAUCAAGAUUGACAAGUUGCCUCUGGCUGAUUUUACGUAUUUGGAGAAGCUUUUGACUUUAAUUUAUACAAAACUUUUACAGGUUCUACUGAUAAAAUCUGAUGUAGCCAGCUUAUUAUUGAAGGGGACAGGUUACACUGAUUUUUUGGUUGUCGCAAUAACAUUAAUUGUAAUUCCUCAGUUUGACUCUAGUGGUAUUGACUUUGCCAAAAUUGAAAACAUAGCAUCGACGUUUGAGUUAUACCAGACAUAUUCGUUGUUGUUAACUACACCAUCUCAAGCUAUUUUCAAAAAGUUUAUAAUGUCGCAUUUAGGAUCACUUCACUAUUCAAGACCAGAUGGUAUGCUAACACUAAUUGAGUUUGUUCUUGGUUUGCGAGAUCAAGAGGAAAUAAACAUUGAAAAGUUUGAAAAUGUCGCAAAUGUUGUAUUGCAAAAACCAGCCAACAUCGACACCAAGAGUUAUUUCACGUCAAUUGGGAAUCAAAUGUAUGAUUUGUUGAUUAAUAUUAACCGACCAACUGUUACUUCGUGUGUGGCUUAUGUUUUGGAAAAAUUAUGGCUGAGAAACAAAUUGGUGGUUAGGGACUUUGUUUUGAAAAGAAUAUGGGAUAAUUUCAAUCCUCCUCCAAGAGGUGAAGGCAUAUUAGUGACUGAAGCUCAGUUGAAUAACAAUAUUAAUGUGAUAUUAUCAUUAACCAAAAAGGGGUUGGAACCUGAUUUAUACCAAGCUGUCAUUCAACCUAUAUUACUACCACUUUGGGCGUACUAUCUAUUUUUGAAACAAAAUGGUAAAGAUGUUGGGAUUGUAUUGAAUUUUAUGACCAGCUACUUUACACUAAUGAAGGAUUUUGGGGAUCUGGGAUUGCUAGAUAUAGCCAAGAAUCUACUUUAUAAGCAUGGAGAAAACUGGAAAUAUGAGAUUGGAGAUAACGACUUGACCCAAAUAGUAGUAAGAAAGCCCGAGUUUUUAUCCCAGAGCAAAGAGUCCCAGAUCAAUAAAUUCUUGAAUGAUUUGGAUUUUGCAUGUGAAUCGUUUGUUAAGGUAUUGGAGGAGUUGGAUGAUAGUUUAAUUCAACAACUUUUUGUAAAAAUCUUGAACAAUUGGUUAAACAACGACACCCAGGUUUUGGGAGAUGAUGAGAGAGAUCCAUUUUUAAUGCUUCUUGAUUUACGUUUAUUGGAAAAGAUAGGUGAGAAGUUUAAAGAGAAUUUGGCAACUAACCCAACUGAUAUGUUGGAAUUGGUACAGAGUUUUCUCAGCUCUUAUAAGCCAAAUAGCCCGGGAAACAAAGAAGCUGAUGAUGAUUCCGACGACGAAAUAGAUGAAGAGGGGCUGGAGUUCAAUCUGGAUCAAACUAUAACUAUUCUUCUCCAGUUAUUGUCAGCCAUUAUUUCUGAAAACGAUAUUAUCAUUGAUGACAAAAGUUCUGAAUUAUUGUCAAACAUCAAAAAAAUACUAUCCAACUUGAAUUCCAAGUUUCAAUCUGGCUCACUUAAAAGUUCAGCAAAUGCAUUAUGCACAAGAAUUGAGAAUUUGCUAUCCAACAAUAGUGAUACACUUCCUGUGAACGAAUCAGAAGCCCAGAAACAAAUCUUGCAGCGGGCAAUAACCAAUUUAAAUGACCCAUUAGUGCCUAUUAGAGCCCAUGGAUUAUACUUGUUGAGACAAUUAAUUGAAAUGAAAAGCUCAGUAAUUACAUUGGAUUUUGCGAUAAAUUUGCAUCUCGUCCAAUUAAAAGACCCCGAACCAUUUAUAUAUCUCAAUGUGAUCAAGGGACUUGAAACUUUAAUUGAAUGGAACGAACCACUAGUUUUGCACAAUUUGUGCAGAUUGUAUUUACAGGAUGAUGUUGAGUUGGACGAAAAAUUAAGAAUUGGAGAAGUGAUUCUUCGCUAUAUCCAAAGGGCAGGACAAAAAUUCACCGGAGAUUCUGCUAGAUUGAUUGUAGAGAUGACAUUAGCAGUGAUUAGAAGAGCGGGCAAUAAUAGAAAAGACGACAGAUUGAGAAUGUCGAGUAUGUCACUUUUGGGGACAUGUUGCAAAGUCAACCCGUUGGGAAUGAUUGAUAGUUUGGGCUACGCGUUGGAUGCAAGUAUAGGUAUUUUAGAGCUAGAAACCGACAAGGAUCAAGCUAUAAUAAGACGUGCAGCCAUUAUGUUGAUAUAUGACUUGAUACUAGGAACAUCAGAGACUGACAAAGUUGAGUUCCCUCAGCAUUACAAGAGCAAAGUUAUAACAGUAUUGAAGUAUAUCGCUGAAACAGAUAACGAUUUAUUAGUCAGAGAACAGGCACAAAAAGUGUUGGCAACAGUUGAAGAGUUGAUUGAAUUAGCCAUGGAAUUAUAUAAAGAGGAAAAUCAGAUAUAG
Molecule: messenger RNA, 2904 nt
Organism: Candida dubliniensis CD36
Lineage: Eukaryota; Fungi; Ascomycota; Pichiomycetes; Serinales; Debaryomycetaceae
Exons: 1
Coding region: 1-2904 (967 amino acids)
Biological process (GO): protein secretion
Source: RefSeq, a predicted model, not a curated record